This is a messenger RNA of Rhopalosiphum padi (bird cherry-oat aphid), 1873 nucleotides long. Its product is annotated as transmembrane protein adipocyte-associated 1 homolog. Gene Ontology annotation, biological process: G protein-coupled receptor signaling pathway. Bases 440 to 1579 code for a protein of 379 amino acids. NCBI's taxonomy places the organism in Eukaryota, Metazoa, Arthropoda, Insecta, Hemiptera, Aphididae. Gene Ontology annotation, molecular function: G protein-coupled receptor activity. The transcript has 8 exons. The record is from RefSeq and is a predicted model, not a curated record. Gene Ontology annotation, cellular component: plasma membrane.
AUAUUUUUUUUCUCCUGUGAAAUAAACAUAAUAUAAGAAUUCAAUAUUGUGAAAUGUGAAUGACGAAUGUGAAAGAUGUGAACGAUAUGAAGUGAACGCUGAACAAUAUGUCAGUAUCCUAUAUUGAUACGUUAUGUGUGUGUUUAAUAAAACAAUUAUUGCUUAAAUUAUUUAAUUAUGGUAGAAAAUUAAGCAAGUAUUACCAUUUGAUUGUAAUUAAUUCACAAUUUAAAUUUAAAACAAUAGCUUAUUAAUUGCUGUUACAUUAAAAUUAAACCAUUUAAUAUUAGGUACAUAUUGUGUCCUAUUACAUUUUGUGUAAGACAUUUUUUUGUUAUACCAGUUAGUAUUUUAGUAAUACCAUAUUUGUUUAUAAAACAAUUUAUUACAUUAAAGCUGAAUGUAUCAGCUGCAUUUUAUCUGACAAAAUAAAAUAGUUAUGGUAGACACUCAGAGUUUAGAAACAAAUAGAUUGCCAACAACUAUAAUGAACAACAGUACUUCAGUAGAUGAAGAACAUGUAUGUAAACUGGUUCUUUACAUGGAAAUACCAAGUAUCAACGUUCGUGUAUGGGAUGUAGCAAUACUUAUUCCUAACUUAAUAUUCAUGAUGUACUUAGUGACCAAGUUUAGUCGUGCAAGAUUAAAACUUCGAGCUGCUAAUAGCCCAAUUUUUUUUACAUUCUACUGUUUGGUUUUGUUCAAUGUAUUUACAAGUAUACUAAGAUGCCUAAUUUCAAUGACUCUCAAUUUUAGUAACUUGGCUGCUGAUUCCAUCAAUAUAACGCUUUGGAUUUUAGUCAAAUGUUUCUUUUUGGCUACAGAAAUGAGUGUAGUAGUCUUUGCCUUAGCUUUUGGUCAUAUGGAAAGUAGAAGCAGCAUAAGAUAUGUACUAAUCACAACAUCAUUUAUCUCGUUAGCUUAUUCGGCUAGUCAAGGAGCCUUGGAAAUUUUUAUGCCAGACUCCAUUUUUAGAAUCAACUCUAAGGAUUUAAAUUUGUUUGGUCACGGUGGUAUUGUAUUUUGGUUAAUAAGUUCUGUCGUUUUUACUAUGCUGUAUUUGCUCAUUCUGGUAUUGCCUCAGACUAGACUUCGAGAGAAACUUGCAUUACCAGUUAAUCGGUCAUUUUAUGUAUAUGUAUCACUUUUAGCAAAUUUAAAUGGUAUUGGCUCUAUUGGUUGUGCAUUUUUAUUACUAAAAAUUACAGAAGGACUUUGUAUUGUUGAUGUUACAACAUUUUUAUAUUUUACACUAUUUACUCCUCUUGUCUACAUAACAUUUUUGAGCUCAUUCUUUAGUGUUUCACAAUCAAGUAUUAUGUUUUCUUAUAAAGCACAAAAUGAUGAUCGUGUUGAAGAAGAUACUGUGUCAUUACCUCAUCAACCAUCAUUUUCAUCUUUAAAAACUGAUUCAGAUUAUAUUUAUCAGACGGAUAAUAUAUACAACAACACUCGUUUUUCUGUUAGUGAUAGACAAAUAGCAAAUCCGUUGUACAAUGCUUCGUUACAAAGUCCUGAUAGCAUUACUGGUUAUAGCAUGGAUGAGCAAACUAUUGACAUUGAAGAACAAAAAAAGUAAUAAUGUAUAUAGUUUUAGAAUAUUUUUCUGGUGUUCCUGUGUUUGCUUUAUUAUUUUAAUAUUUUUACUACCUAGUAUGUUAAGUUGUGUUAUAGAUAAUUGUAUAAUAUAUAAACUUAGUCAAUUUAAUUAAUUGGUGAAAUAACCAUCACAAUUUUAAAUUAUUCAAUUAUUUAUUUAUUACUUAAUCUUCUGUUCUUUUUUUUUUAAUUUUAUUUAAUUAUAGAUUUAAAACGUUCUAUGGAGUAUUACAUAAUUUUAUAGUACAAUAAAUUGUGAUUUAUGUUUGUUUAA